AUGAUUAGUUUACAAAAAGGGCAAACAAUUUAUAAAAUGCCUUCAUUUGGCUUUUAUACGAAACGAUCCAUACGUACGCUAUUGGAUAUAUUUGUCAAAUUUAUUGGUUUAUUAUAUCCAUCGAAACAACAAUACUUACCACCGAUUACUGAUAGACUACUGUUGGAACCGGCGGUCGAUUUAGUCAAACGGAUCAAAACCGGACAAUUAAAAAGUGAAGUUUUAGUCAAAGCAUACAUCGAUCGCAUCAAAACAGUUCAGCCGCACAUAAACGCAGUGAUAGACGAGCGCUACGACGAGGCGAUCAUCGAUGCCAUCGAAGUGGACAAACGGGUCGCACAUGAACUCCACGGCAAUGAACCACUCAAUGGAGUGUCCAUUCAUUCCCAGCCAUUGCUCGGCAUUCCCUUCUCAGGCAAAGACAGUGUUUCCAUAAAAGGCAUGUUAUUUAUGGCCGGAUGUCCCGCACGGAAGGGUAUCAGAGCCACAAAGGAUGCGCCCGUUUGUGAGCGCAUGAGAAACGCCGGAGCGAUACCCGUCUGUAUGACAAAUGUGCCCGAAUUGUUGCUCUGGUAUAACGCACACAAUAAGACGUUUGGCCAGACAUUCAAUCCCUACGACAAAUCUAUUAUUCCAGGUGGAAGUACUGGUGGCAACAGUUCUCUGAUAGCGUCUGCCGGCUCUCUAGUGGGUAUCGCCUCAGAUAUCGGCGGCUCUACACGAAUACCGGCGUAUUUUUGCGGUAUUUAUGGUCACUGCCCGACACCAGAGCUCGUGCCCACUGACGAACACUGGCCCCCAUAUCCGCCCGGAAGGCUACGGAUGCUAUCGUACGGACCAAUGGUUCGCUACGCGAAGGAUAUUAAACCAGUGUUUAAAGUAUUUCUCGGCGACAAAGUAUCGGCGCUUAAAUUGGAUGAAAGCGUGGAUUUAAGUCGACUUAAAGUGCAUUAUAUGUAUGCAAUCAAUGAUCCACUUCUCACUCCUGUCAGCGCUGAGACCCGAAAAGGUAUCGAUGAAUGCGUUCAACAUCUCAAGAGUUUGGGCGCAACCGUUAAAGAGAUUAAUUUAGACAAAUUCGAGCACUCAUUCCUCAUAUGGCAGUCAUCUAUGAAAGUGGAAAACGUCACCCCUUUUGCUGAAGAGCUAACCAACAGAAACGGAGCCAUUAAUCCGUUUGUCGAGAUUAUGAAAUCAGUUUACGGCGGAUCUGAUCACACGAUUGAAGCCAUAUUUGGAUCCAUUUUUGACGCCAAUCCUCCCAAAGAAGAAGUGUUACGUGAAUUCAAAGCAAUGGCAGAAGAGUUAAAGUCUGAAAUUCAUCAACUCUUGGGAGAUGACGGGGUAUUGCUAUUUCCCGACCAUCCGGACAGUGAAGUCAAACUGAACGCAACUCUAUUUAACUUCAAGAACUGUGUCUACACCGCUGUCUGGAACUGUCUUCAAGUGGCCGUAACUCAAGUCCCGUUAGGGCUCAACACUAAACGCCUGCCUCUCGGAGUUCAAGUGAUCGCCAAAGCUUUCAACGAUCACUUGACUAUAGCUGUGGCCGAGGAGUUGGACACACGGUUUGGGGGUUGGGUUCCGCCCACAAGAAUCGAUUGUUAA
Molecule: messenger RNA, 1608 nt
Organism: Medioppia subpectinata
Lineage: Eukaryota; Metazoa; Arthropoda; Arachnida; Sarcoptiformes; Oppiidae
Source: the annotation of a GenBank genome assembly